AUGGCAAUGACAAACAAUAAAACACAAUGUGUUAUAUGUAAUAAAGAUAAAAUAACAUAUCUUUGUGAAGGAUGUUCGAAAAACUUUUGUUUAAUCGAUUUAACAAGACAUCGUCAACUAUUAAAUGAAGAACUACGUCAUAUUAUUGAUGAUUAUGAUCAAUUUAAAGAAAGAUUUGGUGAACAAAAGCCGAAUCCACAUGAUCUUUCAUUAAUAAAUGAAAUUAAUCAGUGGGAAAUGGAUUCAGUUAUAAAAAUUCAACAAAAAGCAAGAGAUUGUAGAGAAAUUGUCAUUAAAUCAUCACAAACACGUAUUAACGAUACUGAAAAGAAACUUAAUGCUUUAUCUGAACAAAUAAAACAAAUUCGUGACGAAAAUGAAUUUAAUGAAAUUAAUUUAGAAUAUUUAAGAAAUGAAUUAAUGAAAAUUAGACAAGAAUUAAAUAGUCCAUCAAAGACUUAUAUUCAACAAGAGACUCAAUCAAUUAUUAAUGAAAUUUCAAUUAUUUCAUUAGAAAGACCAACAUUCAAUAAAUGGAAACAAAAUGCCAUCACUGUAGCUGGUGGAAAUGGAUAUGGACACGAAUUAAAUCAAUUCAAAUACCCUUAUGGGAUCUUUAUUGAUAAAAACAAAAAUAUUUUCAUUGCUGAUUAUUGGAAUCAUCGUAUUGUUGAAUGGAAAUAUAAUGCAGAAGAAGGAGAUAUCAUUGCAGGUGGAAAUUAUCAAGGAAAUCGAAUGGAUCAAUUGAAUUCUCCAACGGAUGUGAUUGUUGAUCCAGAAAAUCAUUCGAUCAUCAUUGCUGAUCAAGGAAAUAGAAGAGUGAUUCAAUGGUUGAAUCAAAAUCAAGACAUUCUCAUUGAUAAUAUUGACUGUUUUGGAGUAGCAAUGGACAAACAUGGAUUUCUUUAUGUAUCUGAUCAUAAGAAGAAUGAAGUGAAACGAUGGAAAAUGGGUGAAUACAACAACGAAGGAAUUAUAGUGGCAGGUGGAAAUGGAAAAGGAAAUGAACUCAAUCAACUCGAUUUACCUGCUUAUAUCUUUGUUGAUGAAGACCAAUCUAUUUAUAUAUCAGAUAGGGAUAAUCAUCGUGUGAUGAAAUGGAGAAAAAAUGCAGAAGAAGGAAUAAUUGUGGCUCAAAAAAAUCUGAAUCAAUUAUCUUAUCCUCGAGGAGUAAUUGUUGAUGAUUUGGGUCGAAUCUAUGUAGCAGAUAUGUGGAAUAAUCGAGUAAUUCGUUGGUGUGAAGGAGAAGAAGACGGUGAAAUUGUUGUUGGUGGAAAUGGAAAAGGAAGCGAAUCAAAUCAAUUGGAUAAUCCUUAUGGUUUAUCUUUUGAUAACGAAGGCAAUCUUUAUGUUGCUGAUAAUGGAAACUUUCGAGUUCAAAAAUUCGACAUAGUUUUGUAA
Messenger RNA from Adineta steineri, 1401 nucleotides. NCBI's taxonomy places the organism in Eukaryota, Metazoa, Rotifera, Eurotatoria, Adinetida, Adinetidae. The record is from the annotation of a GenBank genome assembly.